GAGAGAGAGGAACUCCCUUCUUCUGGGAUAACUUAGUCAAACUGCCUCUCUGACACACACACACACACACACACACACACACAUGCACACACACUCUGCAGCGACUUCACCCCGGGAACAGGAUCUUCCUGCACCAGACUUUUUCCUUCUCUGAUUUUUCAUCAUCCAUUCAUCACAUCUGAGAGUUUUUUCUUUUUCUCCUUUUUCUUAUUUUGUUGUUUUUUCUUUUUCUUUCUUUCUUUCUUGUGACGCCUCCACAUUUUUCAGCCAUCUGUCCCUGACAAAAAAGAUAAGGAUUACUCAUUUUCUCUCUCGGCGUUGUGUGUUUUUUCUCUUUUUUUUGUGUCCUCCUCUCUCUCUCUCUCGUUUCUUUACAGCUUUUUUUCCCUCCGUUUCGCAGGUGGACUGUGAGCUGAGCUGAACUUUGCAGCUUCCAAACUUCUGAGGAGAGAACGUGAGAGAGAGCAAAGAAAGACAAAGACAGCAGAGAGAGAGAAAAGGCAGAGGAAGGAGGAAGGUGAAUUUUAAACACAAGACUCUUCUUUCUUCAUCCAGGACUCAAUUUUUCUUCACUUUUCUCCAAAACUCAACUCUUCUUGAGCUCCUCCGGCACCAUUCGAGCAUCCAACAGCAUCACCAAAUCUAGCCCGGCAACCAAUCAGGUGUCUGCUGCCGUCAUGUCAGUGUUACCCCUGCUCAGCUGGACCCUCCUGCUCCUGGUCCAGGUGCAGAGCUGCGGCUCCACCUCGGACCCGGCGUCCAGGCUCCAGCCGCUUUCCCUGACCGUCCAUCCACACCGCCAGCCGCUGCCGGACGUCGCCUCCAGCUCCCACUGCCCCUCCUGUGCCCUGGCCAGGAUGCGGAGGAACGAAGGGGUCGCGGCGGGGGAUGCCAUGGCGGGGCACGACCAAGAUGAAGAGGACGCGGCUCAGCAGGAUGUGGUGGAGGCAGUGAAGAGGCACAUCCUCAACAUGCUGCACCUCCAGGCCCGACCCAACAUCACCCGGCCCGUGCCGCGCGCCGCGCUCCUCAACGCCCUGCGCAAGCUCCACGUGGGGCGAGUGGCGGAGGACGGCAGCGUGCAGAUCGAGGGGGAGGAGGAGGUGAGAGGGAGGGGAAGCCGGGGAAGAGGAGGAGGAGGGGGAGGGGCGGCAGCAUCAGCGGCGGGAGACGGCAGCGAUGCACAGGAGACGACAGAAAUCAUCACCUUCGCCGAGCCUGGUGAGGCUCCCGGCACGGUGAACUUCGUCCUCUCUAAAGAAGGAGGUGAUCUGUCUCUGGUGGAACAGGCGAACGUCUGGCUCUUCCUCCGUUUGGCCAAGACCAACCGCAGCAGAGCCAAAGUCACCAUCCGCCUCUUCCAGCAACACCACCCUUCCAGCGGACAUUCGUCUCUGCCGCAGGACGACAUCCUCCUGGCGGAGAAGACGGUGGACACGCGUCGCAGCGGCUGGCACACCUUCCCGGUGUCGGGGGCUGUGCAGGCGCUGCUCCAGAGCACCACGAGCUCAACCCUGAGCCUCAGGGUUUCCUGCCCGCUCUGCGCCGAGACCGGCGCCACGAUCGUCCUCGUCUCAGGAAGCUCUGAGACGUUGCAGCGCAGUAACCAGCGGGAGCAAUCCCACCGGCCUUUCCUCAUGGCUGUGGUCCGGCAGGGGGAUGGCAGCGACUCGCAGCGGCGCAGGAAGCGUGGGCUGGAAUGUGACGGGAAGGUGCGUGUCUGCUGCAAACGGCAGUUCUACGUUGACUUCAAAGACAUUGGCUGGAACGACUGGAUAAUCGCACCACGCGGUUAUCACGCUAACUACUGCGAGGGCGAGUGCCCCUCCCACGUGGCGAGCAUCACCGGGUCCACGCUGUCCUUCCACUCCACGGUCAUCAGCCACUACCGCAUGAGGGGCUACAGCCCCUUCCAGAACGUGAAGUCGUGCUGCGUGCCCACCCGGCUACGAGCCAUGUCCAUGCUGUACUACAAUGAGGAGCAGAAGAUCAUCAAGAAGGACGUCCAGAACAUGAUCGUGGAGGAGUGCGGCUGCUCAUAAACACAAAGCUGAACCGAACCGGACAAACUGGACUGGAGAGGAUAUGAGAGGAGGAGGAGGAGGAGGAGGAGGAGGACCUCUGAACCCAGAGAGGGAGGGGAGGAGGAUGACUUUCCGAUCAUCACGUCACUUUUAUCUACUGCGUUCCAUCUGUUGCCUCCGUCCAUCCUUCGAGGUCGCCCUCUGGGGUUAAAACUCUUCUCGUCCAGCAGAACUCAGAGAGAGUCUCCACGGCACUUUCAAAAAAAGAAAUGAAAAGAAAAAAAAGAAUCUCUAAUAUAUUUUUGUUACAAACGGAGGGAGCGAGGCUUAUUUAUGUGGCUGAGAUGUUCAAGCACCACUCAACCAGUCCGACUUUGGAGAGAUGAGGUGCCUGAAAAAAAUUACGAACAACAAAAGAAGAAAAAAAUCUCAAAACUAUGCAACUUGUUUCACGUAUUCCAACCUUAUUGUAUUUUAUUUGUUUCUGUUUGUUGGUUUCCCAAAUGUUUACUUUUUCAAAAUGUUGGAAGAAGAAAGAAGAAGACUCUUUUGUAUUUUAUUUGGAAGUAUUCAUUUGUGGUGUGUGUGUGAGUGUGUAUGUGUGUGUGUGUGCGUGUGUGUGUGUGUGUGUGUGCAUGCGUGCAUGUGUGUGUGUGUGUUGAGAGAUACUUGAAAGAAACAAGUUGGCCCGGCUGCUGGAACCAAACACUUCUUUAUGUUAUAAUUAUUAUUGUCAGUAAGUAUAUUAAUAUUAUUAUUGUUAAUAAUAUAUUGUGUUAUUAUGUCUCUUUCUUAAAGAAGCGUUACAAACGUUUUUAUUUUUUGCACUAUAGCGACCCGUGUUCAGAUUAGUCACAGACAGAAAGGACAGACUGGAGGGGAGCGAAGGUCACAGGUUUGAUCCCCACAAAUCUUAAGAGACAACCUGGAAUGUGUCACCAGUUGUGUCACUUCCUGGUUCCUGAAGCCUGGAGCUGGUGUUUAACGCUCACUGCCAGAGAACCUGAUUUGGCCAAAAGUAUGUGGACAGGCGGCUGGCUCACAUUAGAAUGUACAUUUGAUUUCAGGAUGUUGGUCUUAAUGCUGUUUCACAAUAAAAGCCAGAUUUUAGCAGCAACGCUGCAUCCCUUUUGGUUUAAUUUCUGUUGGUGGAAAGUGUCUCAGUGAGCUGUGGCCCUGCUCAUUUCCAGCUCUCGCUUCUUAUUCCAGAGUAAUAGUGGAGGUUUAUUGGUUAUUGUCAAGUUUAUUCAUUACUAUGCUGAUGACACAAUCAUUUACUCAUCAGCCCUCUUCCUCGAUGGAAAAUCUGUCUGAUUUAAAGUGGAUCUAUUCUGCUUAUUUCCAGCUCCACAGUUUUAUUCUUGGACUCUGUGACAGCAGCUUUGCAUGAGUGGCAGUUCAAAAAUAAUCCUUCUUUAUCUCAGUGCAGCCCCUCGUCCCAUCCUCUGUGAAACAAGCUGUUUUAACCCCCUCCCCAUUCAUUUCAACUUGCUUCUGAUUGGCUGCCCCACGCAAAAUGAAGGUUUUAACAGCAUGUGGGCGGCCAUGUUAGCGACAUCCCACUCUAUGACAUCAUACAGAUUGAAGAGUAGAAAAAACUGUGAUAAACUGAGUGUGUAGAGCAGCCUGAGCUUUGGGAUUACAGUAAAUGUGCUGAGCUCAUCAAUAGAAACAGUAACCAUGUUUCACAUGAACAGAUGUGACAGGAAAUAAGGAAAAGCAGAAUGAGCCCACAUUUUAAUAUUUCUUUAAAUCUGUGCUUCAAUUUGUUUUAAUACACUAAGCAUCACCAGGAAACGAUGUCUUACAUUUGCAGCUUUCUGGCCAUUAGAGGAACUGCUGGUUAUGACAAUUCAGCUGUGGAGGCUUCUGAUUGGAUAAACCUACAUGUGUCUGUUACACAGCUGUGCUACCCAGCCAGUUAGCAAAUAUAUUUUAAUAUGUUUGUAUCGAGCUAAUUACCUACAUGAGCUAAUCACAGCAGGAACCUCCGAUCCGCCUGCUCAGAAGCUUUGAGUUCUGAUGAGGUGGAAGAAGCGCUGGUCACACACUUACUGCAAUUAUAAGGGGGGGGGGGGGCUGCAGCGACCCCGUCUAUGCUCACUCUGCGGUGAAUGUUUACAGCAUUAGCAUUUACAGCUCUUCUUUCUCAACGAGCGCAAACAAAAGCGGCCUUUAUUCGUUUAUUAAAGCAGCAUUAAGAGCGUUUUCCACAGAGGCGCUGGAAAUGAAAACAAUUUUUUAGUUAAUGGUAGAUGAUUAAUAUGAGACUUUAUAUAAAAUUGUUCUCCCUUCCAUUAGCAUAAGGCAAAUCUCUGCAUAACUGACUGCAGAAAAAACAGGACUAAUAUGAAUAUUAAUUAUUAAAAAAAUAAUUUAACAAUGCACUUUGAAUACAUUAAAUGGGACUUUUCAUAUUAAUUAUAAAAUCCACAACUGAUUUGGAUCUAAUGGUGAAAUUAAUGUUGGAUAUUUAAUGUUUAGUUUGCUUCAGGAGACCAAAGAGUCGAGUUUGUGCAUUUGUUUGUUUAGUAAAUGAAAAGAAAUGAAUUUAUGACCUGAUUCAUGUGGAUUUCAUAGAAAAAUACAGAAAUGAUUCCUGAAGUAAUUUUGUGGAUGACUGAUGUUUAAUUUAUGUUUCUGUUUGGAUUUUUUGGUCAUUUUGAAACAAAAGUUUGUCUUUGAGUUCUCAGCUGUUGUUUUCAUCCUCUCGCUGCACAUCAAGAACUCCACUUCCCAUAAUGCUUUACUCUCUCAUUGUUCUGAACUGCAGAAAGACAAUCCACAGCCGCUAAAUUUGGGAGAAAACAAACGCUGUCCAAUCAGACUCCGGCUGUUUCUGCGUCGUGUGUGUUCCUGUCAGUAUUGUCGAUUUGUUCACCAAAAGUUUUGGUGUUUUUUUGAUGAAGUUACAUGUUUUUACUUUUUGGAUUUUUUUUGUUGUCGUGGUUUCUGAGGAGGGCGGAGCCUCUUCUCGUUCUUCUGGACUUUGUGGGACGAACUCAGAGUUGGUCCUGUGUGUACAUGGACACAAACAAAAUGUCAGUGCAGAAAAAACUCAAAAAGAAGCAAAAAGUGGAAAAAAAUAAUUAAAAAAAAGAAGUGGUUGUAUUUGUUCAGAUUCUGUUCUUUUUAUUGAGAUUAAAAAAAAAAUACUGACACUGAACAAAGUGGACAAAGAAUAAAAAGUCUAUUUUUUAUUCUGUAUAUAUGGAAAUCCAGAUUCCAGUAUGUUGCAUUGCUUUGUUGUACAAAUCAAAUGUGCUUGUGGCAUUUUUCUAAUCUAAUUUAUUUUACAGUAUUUUUUGUUUUUCUGCUUCA
Molecule: messenger RNA, 5345 nt
Organism: Archocentrus centrarchus (flier cichlid)
Lineage: Eukaryota; Metazoa; Chordata; Actinopteri; Cichliformes; Cichlidae
Gene: inhbaa
Product: inhibin subunit beta Aa
Exons: 2
Coding region: 678-2042 (454 amino acids)
Cellular component (GO): extracellular region
Molecular function (GO): cytokine activity; growth factor activity
Source: RefSeq, a predicted model, not a curated record